Messenger RNA from Talaromyces stipitatus ATCC 10500, 17166 nucleotides. Its product is annotated as nonribosomal peptide synthase, putative. The transcript has a single exon. The record is from RefSeq and is a predicted model, not a curated record. Gene Ontology annotation, molecular function: phosphopantetheine binding; catalytic activity. The coding region runs from base 1 to 16953 and encodes 5650 amino acids. Gene Ontology annotation, cellular component: cytoplasm. NCBI's taxonomy places the organism in Eukaryota, Fungi, Ascomycota, Eurotiomycetes, Eurotiales, Trichocomaceae. Gene Ontology annotation, biological process: amino acid activation for nonribosomal peptide biosynthetic process; secondary metabolite biosynthetic process.
AUGAUCAACGGUAGCGACCAAGAAGUCUCGUCUUAUACUACUCAAUCGAAAAAGAUGCUAGGGAUUGAAUUUCUCUGCGAGAGAUCUCUCUCUUCUCUUGAGAUUCUGGCGGCCUGGACGAUACUCAUCAAAGACUACGUUGGACCAUCCGAUGUCGGUUUCAGCUUUACAGACACUACCACUUCCAUUAGUUCAUCCAACAGUACGAGUAAGCCCAUUGUUCUAGAAAUAGACGAGGGGAUGGAUUUGCAACAAUUAUGUGCCCGCAUCAAGACACAGUUAUUGCAAGAGGAGAUUGCGAAUGACUCAUCUCAUUUGUCGUCAUCAUUCCGAACACAUCUUUGGAUUACCGAUGAAGAUUAUGAGUUGUCAGAAAGAGAGCAUGGAAAAAAGACGAAUGGAAAAUGGACUCCAGCUUCGCUCAUUCAGGAUCUUGAUUUGACCAUAAAGUGCACAUCUCUGAACAAUGGGAAAGCAUUCCUCUUUACGGUCAUUCCGGAGUCGCGUGGACUUAGUAGGACACAGGCGACGAGGAUAUCGCACCAGUUGCAACAUCUGCUGGGCAAAAUUGAUGUACAGGCGAUGGAAGAACGGCUGGUAUACAAGAUAGAUACAGCCAGUGACUCUGAUAUUCGUCAAAUCUGGCGGUGGAAUUCCCAUAUGCCACCGAGUGACGACAGAAGCGCGCUAGACUUUUUCAAGAAGCAUGUUAGAAGCUUCCCAGAUGCCCCAGCUAUCAAUGCCUGGGAUGGAAGCCUGACCUAUGCGGAAUUAGACAAGUUAUCAAGUGCCUUGUCCAGACGUUUAGCUGAUGCCGGAAUUGGUCAAGGAAAUAUCGUUCCGUUAUGUUUUGAAAAGUCUAAGUGGACCCCUGUCGCGAUUUUGGCAGUUUUAAAAACCGGCGCGGCCUUCGUUUUGGUGGAUGAAGUCUUGCCUGAGGAUAGGCUACGCCAGAUAUCCCAAAUACUAUCACAAGAGAUUAUCGUCGUCGUUGCUUCGCUGGGGCAGAAACAUCGAGCGAAGAUUCUCAGUUCCCGAAUCAUCACGGUCGAUUUCUUUUCCCUUGGAAGCGGACCAGAGCCUCAUACAGAUUUUCCUCAACCUAAUGUGAAAUCAACAGACCUGAUAUGUGUUGUUUUUACAUCGGGUACAACGGGAGUUCCGAAGGCUGCGAUGAUCAAACAUUCCAACUUGUGUGCUUUUUCCUCAUUGGUAGGAGCAGGGCUCAGUGCCGUGAAGAGUGACUCACGAGUCUUAGCUCUAGCCUCGUACUCAUUUGAUGUCUCUGUUGGCAACAUUUUCAUGAGUUUGUUGAACAGAGCCUGUCUUUGCAUCCCUUCCUCAUGGGAAUGCAAAAACGACGUUGCCAACCUAGUUCAGAACUAUGAAGUGACACAUGUCGUAACUACUCCCUCGAUAUCCAAGAUGCUUCAGCCUUCAAAAUGUACCACUCUGCAAGUACUAGAUCUUGGUGGUGAGGCAUGCAGUGAAGACGCCCUUGCUCCGUGGCGAAAUACUGGAGUUCGUGUGAUAAACAGCUAUAGUCCAGCUGAGUGCACUGUCGAGUCGGUCCUUCACGACAAUAUUCUCCUUUCACCGAAACCGUCCAUCAUUGGAAAAUGUAUUGGUGCUACUUGGAUCAUGGAUCCAGUCGACCGGAAUCGCUUGGCUCCCGUUGGAGCAGUCGGAGAGUUGGUAUUAGAAGGACCUCAGGUUGGACUGGGGUACCUUCAUGACCCGAAGACUACACUGGAAAAAUUUAUCGAGGACCCCGAAUGGUUAAUGAACGGUCUUCCUGGCAUUACAGCGGGUCGUAAAGGUCGUCUCUACCGGACAGGAGAUCUUGUUCGUUAUACUGAUGACGGUUUGAUCGACUAUAUUGGACGACGCGACUUCCAAGUAAAAAUUAGAGGACAGAGAGUGGAGCUCGGCGAGGUUGCUGCAAACCUACAACGAUUUAUGCCGUCCUCAAUAAAGUGGUGCCCGGAAGUGAUCAAAACAAAAAACGGAACUGAUAUGCUCUGUGUAUUCGUGGUAUUACGGCCAGGGGAAGCAGCCACGACGAGGGACGUCUUGCAAUCCAUCGCAGAUCGUGUCAACCCUCAACUAAGAAAAAGACUGCACCCAUCUAUGGUUCCAGGCGUCUUCGCACCCAUUGAGGAGAUUCCGCUCUCAUUGACUGGAAAGACAGAUCGUCGAGCAUUGAGGCAGAUUGGUUCAUCCUUGUCCAGGGACCAAAUGCUCUUCGUACAGGACACCUCUAACGAGCUCUCGUUGAACGGCGGUGCGCUGAAUCAAUCCAUGAAGUAUCCCAACCACGCUUCUGAUCACACAAAUAGUACUAAUGAAGAGAUGAAGUUAAGGAUACUAAGAGAGGUCUGGAGCGAAGUGCUCGGGGUGGACCUGGCAAACAUUCGAACGUCGGAUACAUUUUUCGGCCAUGGCGGAGAGUCUUUGACGGCCAUCAGAUUUGUCGGUGCUGCAUCCCGCAAAGGAAUCCAACUAGAUGUGGCAUCGAUAUUCCAGCAUCCCCAACUGUCUGACUUGGCUUCUCAUGCCAGGCUACGCCGCAUCACAUUGACGGAGUCUCCAAAGCCGUUGUCACUAUUGGAUAGUCCAGUAGAUGUGCUACCGGAGGUAGCCGUCGCCUGUGGGACAUCUAUAGAUCGAAUUGAAGACGUAUACCCAUGUACCCCUCUACAGGAGGGUUUGAUUACCGCCGACAAUGUUCAUUCGUCCGUGUACACGGGAAGAGGCCAUGUACUUCUUCCAGAAGAUCUUGACGUGCAGCGAUUCAUACAAGCGUGGCAGAGAGUCAUGCUCUUUCAUCCAAUUCUGCGCACCCGAAUUGUGGAUACGCAAUCGCAUGGUCUUCUACAGGUCGUAUUGCGCGAAAGUGACUUGCUUCCAGAAGUUCGAAAUACGGACCUCGUAACUUAUUUAAAAGAGGAUGGUCGCAAGAAAAUGGGCCUCGGAACAAAACUUUGUCGCUGGGCUAUCGUACGCGAACCUCAAGCAUUCUAUUUCGUUCUUACAAUGCACCACUCAAUCUACGAUGGUUGGACUCUUCCACGGAUCGCGGUCGAGCUCUUCAAGGCUUAUCAGGGUGUGAGAAUUGAGACCGCUGUUGGAUUCAAUGUUUUUGCCAAAUAUUUAAAAGAAACAUCCUGGCAAUCUGCGCGCGAAUUCUGGGCCCAUCAGCUUGCGGAACCCCAAAGAACAACCGUGUUUCCCGCGAUUCCUCUUACCAUCCAGGAACCGCGAGCUGAUUCAUCUAUGUUAAAGACCUUUUUCAUUUCAGCUCACGGCUACCAAAGCAUAUCCAUGCCAUCUUUGCUUAGGGCCGCUUGGGCCUUGCUCAUUUCAAAACUUUCCUUCAGCGACGACAUCACAUUCGGCGCAACUGUGUCUGGUAGAAAUGUGCCCAUUACCGGAAUUGAAGAUCUCACGAGCCCUACGAUUACUACCGUGCCCGUAAGAGUCAAAAUCGAUAGAAACAGUUGCGUUAGUGACUUCGUUGCUAAUAUACAAAACGAAGCCGUCAAAGCAAUGCCCUUUGAGAAUCUCGGUCUCCAGAAUAUCCGAAAGAUUAACUCAGAUACACGCCUGGGAAGCAGGUUCCAGACGCUCUUCAUCGUGCAACCGCCAAAUAACUCCAUUUGGGAUUUAUCGCUGAAUACAAGCCCACCGGAGCAAGAGCUCAAGACAAAGUUGCAGUCCCUGGACAUCAGCAGUAUUCUCUCUGAUUUCAAUGAAUAUGCCUUGAUGAUUAUUAUUACGCAGAAGAAGGGGGAACUUAUUGUUGAAGCCAGUUACGAUUCGAGAAUUUUGGAUCCCCGAGAGGUGAAGCGCCUACUCGACCAGUUCUCUCAUGUGACAGAGGAGAUUUGUCGCCCCGAAAACAUUGACUGCAGUUUGCAGGAAUUAUCUUUUACCAGUACCAAUGAUGUCGAGGAGGUCUGGCAAUGGAAUGCCGUCCCAUGUGAUGGCAGACAAGAAUACGUUCACCAAAUUAUUCAGAACAAAAUCAAUCUUAGUCCACAGGCCCAGGCUAUCUGUGCUUGGGAUGGGACAGCAACCUAUGAGGAAUUAGACAAGCACUCAGCGCAUUUAGCAUAUGUCCUGCAACAAAAUGGAGUUGGUCGAGGUAGCUUGGUACCUAUUUGCAUGGAAAAGUCAAUAUGGGCAGCGAUAGCCAUGUUAGGAAUUCUCCGAGCUGGAGCCGGGUUCGUUGCAAUAGAUGUUAUACAUCAGCCAGAGCAGCGUAUUCGUACAAUCGUUGAUGAAGUCAAGGCAGAUGUAGUUGUCACGGCUGGUCCAGCAAUGGCAUUGGCGGGGAGAAUAUCAAGGAAGAUUAUUGCGUGCGACCAGCUUAGAUAUGAAAGUACAAUGCGCAAUAAAACGACUAUCAUUUCUUCAACACCUUCUGAUACGGCAUUCGUGGUGUUCACGUCUGGAAGUACAGGUCGCCCAAAGGGAAUCAUCAUUACCCACGAAAAUUUCUGCUCAACCAUUGACGUACAUCAACAGGGACUUGAAUUAUCGGAAACGUCGCGCGUGUAUGAUUACGCCUCGUACAGCUUCGAUAUUGCCGUGCAUAAUACCUUGAUGACACUCGCUUCAGGAGGGUGCGUGUGUAUUCCUAGCGAAGAUGAUCGCGAGAAUGAUAUCGAAGGCUCUAUUGAGCGUUUGCAAGCAAACUGGGCGGACCUUACCCCAUCAGUAGCGCGCCUCAUUGAUCCAACUGCGGUUCCAGCUCUUCAAGUUUUAGUACUCAGCGGUGAGGCCGUUGGCAAAGAUCUGGUACAGCUGUGGGCAGCGAGAGUGAAACUCAUUAAUGCCUAUGGCCCUGCUGAAUGUCAAAUAUGCACAAUACAACGGAGCGUCACGAAUCCUGACCAUGCUUCCAACAUUGGUCUCGCUGUCGGUUGCAACACAUGGAUUGUAGACCCAGAAAGCAACUCCCUGUCAGCAAUCGGAGCUGUUGGCGAACUGGUCAUUGAAGGUCCUAUCGUCAGCCCAGGCUAUAUUAAUGAGCCCGGAGAUUCUUUCGUUAGCAACCCGCCUUGGCUCUUAAAAGGCUCAGCAACCGUGACAGGACGUCGAGGCCGGGUGUAUCGAACAGGGGACCUUGCAUGUUACAUGGCGGAUGGCACAAUUCUAUAUUGCGGGAGAGCGACCACGCAAACCAAGAUCAAUGGGCAGCGUAUUGAACUCAGUGAAAUUGAAUAUCACAUCAAGCAGGCAAUUCCCGAUCUGAGUGGGGUGGUGGCUGACACAGUCAACUUUGAUGGUGACAGCGACAGCUCUCUAACCGCGUUUCUUGUUUAUGCAACCAGCAGCAAUCCAGCACGCGGUCUUGAGACCAACGCAGAAUUGACCGUGAACUUAUCAACUCCUCUUCCGGGUUUGCUAGAGAAACUGAGCAAGACACUUCCAGGAUACAUGAUCCCAGUCGUCUUCCUCAACGUCUCACACCUUCCCUUGACACCAACUCGAAAGAUUGACCGGCGAAAGCUAAAGGACCACGCUUCGCGAAUCUCGAGGAAGGACGUUCUUCAUCUCGAUGAACAAGAGUUUACCAUGAGUAAAACAGCCCUCGAUGAGCACCAAGUGAAAAUGGUUCGCGCCUGGGCACAAGUUCUCAAAAUUGAGCCAUCGAAAAUUGGCCUCUACAGUGACUUCUUUCAGUUAGGUGGAGACUCUAUUUCCGCGAUGCGUCUCGUGGCAUAUUUGCGUAAAGCUGGAUAUUCCAUUAAGGUGAGCGAUGUCUUUCGACAGUCUCGCCUCGAUCGUCUGGUCGAUGUACUCGAUAUGAGGUCUGUCGGAACCAGCCAACGAUCCGUACCUGCAUCGGCCCAAGCAAGUGAGCCAUUUAUGUUAGUGCCGCGUGACGAGCAUCUGACAUUGAUAUCAUCAGCAGCCGCUGCCUGCAACGUCAACCCAAGAGACAUCCUCGAUCUUUAUCCCUGUACACCGUUUCAAGAAGGUGUAUUUGCACUCACUUCUAGUGACUCAGCUGCGUACGUUCAGCAUGCAGAGAUCAAAUUCAGUAAAAAAUUGCAUUUUGACCGGGUUCUCGCCGCUUGGAACGCAGUGAUUGAACAAACUCCAAUUUUGAGGACUCGUAUAGUCCAGUUAGAAGGCGCUUCAUUGAUGCAAGUGGUUGUUCGUGAGGCACCCGAAUGGAAGUGGUACGAAACAGCAAAGGAAUAUCUUGAUCACGCAGGUAGCGUCGCCAUGAGUAUAGGCGACCCUUUGUCACGCUUUGGUCUCCUCCGAGACGACUCAGAAUCUUCUCCAGAAUACUCGAUCUUUUGGACCGCUCAUCACGCUGUGUAUGACUCUUGGACAAUCGAGCUAAUUUUUCGUCAAGUAACAAGUCUUUAUCAUGGGGAGGGAAACUUGGACUUAGGUCCAAAUUAUGGACGCUUUGCAAGAUUCCUCCGUGAUCAACAGAGAUCCAGCGAAGAGUGGUGGAAACUCAAUCUAUCUAGUGCUUCGAGUGCUGCAGUAUUUCCCAAACGCUCUCUGACAAAAGAAAAGAGGAGUUCGAAGAAUCAAAUAAUCAAGAAGAUGAAUGUUACGUUACCUCAGGUAAUCCCUGCAGGAUAUUCAAUAGCUAUCCUUCUGCGCGCAGCCUGGGCUGUUCUAAUCGCUCGUUACACAGGUGGUGACAAAGCAUUAUUUGGAGAAACUCGGCUUGGUCGAGGCGUUUCUCUACAGGGAGUGGAAUCUAUGAAAGGUCCAACAACUGCAUCAGUUCCGGUUUUGGUGCAUGUGAAUCCGGAACAGACCAUUGCAUCUCUCCUCGAGGCAGUUCGCGAAUCAAGUAUACAGAUGCAGGAAUUUGAACACUUGGGACUGCAGAAUAUUGCCCGAUUGACCGAGGAUUCAAGGGCAGCGUGCAACUUUCAGUCACUCAUUCUUCUCUACGAAAGCGAGGUGGUUACCGAGGUCACUAGUAGUGAUUCUUUCUUUAGAAUUGAUCACGCUAUCGAUGAUCUUCGUAACUUCAAUGCUUGGCCUUUAAUGCUUGUAUUUCAUCAGCGUUUACAGGACCUUUCUGCGGAAGCUUUGUUCGAUGAGACCGAGAUUUCGUCAAACUUCAUUGAGCUAUUACUACAGCAAAUGCAGGGGAUCUUAAACAAUCUAUGCAGUUUUUCAGGUACCACCCUCAUUCGAGAUCUUGACAAGGCCUACAAAGAGGACUUGGCUAAAAUCUGGGAAUGGAAUGCGGGUUAUCCUGAAAUGGCGGAUGAGUUACUGCACAAUCUGGUCGCAAAACAAGCCCGACGAACCCCUGAUAAAGUCGCCGUGACUUCCCAUGAUGGACAAAUGACUUUCAAAGAAUUGGACGAAAUCUCGUCAAGUCUAGCAUUGACACUUCGCAAUAUGGGAGUCGGACAUAAUUGCGUUGUCCCUCUAUGCUUUGAGAAGUCGGUACUGGUUCCACUCGCGAUGUUAGCUGUCAGCAAAGCGGGGGCUGCUUUCAGUGCAAUGGAUAUAACAUACCCUGAGGAGAGACUGAAAGUCAUUUCAAGCUCUUUAGGAAUGAAUCUUAUUUUAGCCAGUCCGUCACAAGGAGAACUUGCCAAACGACUUGGUGGCAAUGUGUUCAUAGUCGACUCUAACAGUUACAUGGGCACAGCCGACACCGGCCGAGACCAUUUCGAUGAAGUCAGGAUCAGUCGAAAAUCUGACCAGCUAAUGUAUGUAUGCUUCACUUCCGGAAGCACUGGCGUUCCGAAAGGGGUGAUGAUCACACAUCGAAAUCUUGCAUCGGCAGUGGCUGCUCAGGGUCGUGUUUCUCUCGGCAUUAGAUCUGAUGAUAGGGUCUAUGACUUUUCUUCCCAUGCCUUUGAUGUUAAUAUCUGGAGCACCUGGGUAGCGCUCGCUGUUGGGGCAUGUGUUUGUAUUCCUUCUCACGAAGAGCGUGUGGGAAAUUUGGCCGGAAGUAUCACCUCAUUCCGGAGCACAACAUUAUUCUUGACGCCAUCGGUGGCCCGGACCAUAGAACCCACAGAGAUACCAACAGUCAAGAGACUAUAUCUGGGUGGAGAAGCAGUAACCCCCGUGGAUGUAAGUCAGUGGCAAGAGCACGUUGAGUUAUGGGGUGCCUUCGGACCAACAGAGACUACGCCGCUCUGUAGCUUCUCUCGUUUAGAUGGCCCGGAAUCUGCCACUAAUAUUGGAAGAGGUGUCGGAGUCAAUACGUGGAUCUGCGACCCGGAUAAUAGUAAUCAACUCAUGGCAAUUGGAGCCGCAGGAGAGCUCUUAUCCGAAGGGCCUUUGGUGAGCCCGGGCUAUCGAGGCCUCCCUGAACGAACAGCUGCAGCGUUCAUAGAGGAUCCCGAAUUCCUGCUCCAGGGAUCGGCAGAGGUACCUGGACGACGCGGGAGACUCUAUAAGACGGGCGAUCUAGUUCGAUAUUCCUUUGACGGAACAAUUGAAUACAUUGGGCGAGUAGACACUCAAGUCAAGCUACGUGGUCAAAGAGUGGACUUUGGUGAAAUCGAAUAUCACUUGAAGAAAGCCUUACCUGAUAGCACUGCAAUCGUCUGUGAAAUUGUCCCACAUCCCUCCACGAAACUCCCUUUGCUCGUCGUGUUUUGCGAAUUCUCAACUCCGACUGCGUCCGCGCUAGACAAGAUCGGAGUGCAAGCAUAUCUUCGCAAUCGACUUCCACCAUAUAUGAUACCUGAACAACUUUUCACAAUCCCUCAAAUCCUAAAAGGCGCCUCAGGUAAAAUCGACCGACAACAAUUGAAACUACUUGGUUCACAAAUGCUGGAGAUAUUCAUCUCGAAUGAGGUUAACUCUACUUUCAAUCGUCUACGAGGACCAUUCACUCAAAUGCAAGAUUUGCUUGAAAGAUUGUGGUCUAUUGCUCUCGGUCAGGUGGACAUGGUCGUGUCUCUCGACAGCGACUUCUUUCAUAUUGGAGGAGACUCAGUUGCCGCCAUGAAGCUGUCGAAUCUGGCAAGGAAGCACGACUUGCGUCUCACCGUGAAGGAUGUGAUAGAAACCCCUGAUUUGCUCUCGAUGGCGGGCAGAUUACAGCCGAUUGAAGUUCAAUCAGAUUGGCCACGACCAUUUUCCCUCGUUGAGCCAUCCCAUACCAACCAAACCCUGACCAAGGCUGCUACCAUCUGUGAUAUAUCGGCGGACUCAAUUUCGGAUAUCUAUCCAUGUACUCCACUGCAAGUUGAGCUCUUCGCUCUCACUAUGAAACAGUCUCAGGCCUACAUGAAGCGGUCCGUCUUCGAGGUUCAAGGUGAUGUCUCCGUUGACAAACUAAUUCAAGCUUGGGACACGGUCAUGAAUAUCAAUGCAGUGUUACGAACGAGAUUCGUAGAAAUAAACGGCCUUGGGCUUUUACAAGUCGUUGUCAAGGACCAUCAAUGGAAACACUAUGACAGCAUCGACUCUUAUCUAUCCUCCUCAGCACAGAUUAAACCCGAUCUUGGAAAGCCCUUGUCGCAACUUUCAAUCGUCUCCGAUAGUAAGUCCACCAAGAUUGUGUGGACGAUCCAUCAUGCUCUUUAUGAUAUGUGGUCUAUUCAGAUCAUACAAGACCAACUCUGCAGAGCAUACCAGGAUCGCUUCAUACCACGCCCUCCGCGUUUUAGCGGAUUUGUUCAAUAUCUUCAAUCUCAGAAUGUUGAUGAGGCAAGAUUAUACUGGGGAUCGCGCCUGGCAGGAUGCAGGGAAGUCACAAUCUAUCCCAGCCUGCCGUCAUUAACAUAUCAGGUACGGCCUAGCAAGACGUUCAAACGCACAUUACGAGACACCGCUGGGUUUAGAGGCAACAUUCAGGCAAAGAUCCAUGCCGCGUGGGCUUUAAUUGUGUCCAAACUAUCUGGAUCGGACGAUGUUGUCUUUGCCGCUACGCUGGCUGGACGGAACGCUGCAGUCGAGGGCCUUGAACAAAUGGUGGGGCCAACGAUCACGCCAGUACCAAUCCGCAUUCAACUGGAGACUCUGUUUCAGUGUUCAGUGGAACAUUUGCUAGCUGAAAUUGAGAAAAGCACUGCAGAUAUGGCGCCAUAUCAACACAUCGGUAUGAAGAACAUCGAGGUUAUUAAUGCUGAUACAAGGGCGGCGUGCAAAUUUCAAACACUUAUUGUUGUGACUCCGCCAGAAACUACUGUUGAUAAUGCGGAUAUUAUACGAACGUCAACGUACGAUAUUGAGAGCUUAGAAGGUGAUGCUUUCCAUACCUUUGCGCUGGUUUUGUUCUUUUUUCCUAAAAAAAAAGGUAUCGAUCUUGAAAUUGUUUUCGAUCCGAUGGUAUUGGAAUGGCGAGAAAUAGAGCUGCUAGGCAGUCGAUUAGAGGCGACCAUUUCGGCUCUUACUAGCAACAACAAAGUAGUAUCUGAUGUGGAUUGUCUAGGACAAGAAGAUCUACAAGAUAUCUGGAAAUGGAAUGCCACACUACCUGUGGCUAGCGAGCAGACCGUUGACGACCUUAUAUUAAAGACCGCAAGAAUGUUCCCCGAGAAAGUUGCCAUUGAUGCAUGGAACUGCAAGCUAUCCUACUCACAACUCGAUAGCCUUUCGUGGAAUUUGUCAACGCACUUACGCUGCCACAAGGUUGGAAGAGGCAGUGUUGUACCGAUUCUGUCGCCCAAAUCCGGCUAUGUUCCCAUCGCUGCAUUGGCUGUUCUUCGAACAGGGGCGGCUUUAUUACCACUCGAUUUCUCUCAACCUUUCCAGCGCCUCCAGUCAAUUAUACAACAGGUCGCGCCACAGGUUGUCCUAGCUUCAGAAUUAUCAAAUGAAAUUGCAGAUUAUCUAGAAGCCUCUGUAUUGAUUAUUGAAGAUUGUUUGAAAUCAUCCGUUCUUGAUGGUUCAAAGGCGAAAGACGAGUCCCUGUCGUAUCUGGAUGAUGUCGCAUGUGUUCUGUUUACAUCCGGCAGUACAGGAACCCCCAAGGGAGUCAUGCAAACUCAUCGGGCACUCUCGUCUGCAGUAACCCACCAAGGUGUCGAAUCUGGAUUCAAUGAAGGAACCCGAGCAUUCGAAUUCGCUUCAUACAGUUUUGACGUUAGCUGGAAUAUGAUAUUCAAGAUCCUUGCUGUAGCAGGUACUCUUUGCAUCCCCAGUGAUGAUGAAAGGAACAAUGACCUUGUCGGAUCCUUAAACAGAUUCUCUGCCACCCUCAUCGAGCUGACAGCGUCGGUAGCCCGCCUGAUCAACCCUAACCAAUUGCACUCGCUCCAAACGUUGAUCUUAUCGGGAGAACCUGUAUUUGCACAAGACUUUGAACAUUGGAGACGAACCGUGAGGCUAGUUGUGUGCUACGGCCCGUCCGAGUGCACGUCAGUGUCAACUAUGAACCCUGGUCUGCACAUCGAUUCCAACAAAAACGGCAUUGGAAAGGGCUAUUCCUGCGUAACAUGGAUCGUCGAUCCCCAUAAUCACCAACGGUUGAUGCCCAUCGGAGCCGUCGGUGAAAUUCUCAUAGAUGGACCAAUCGUUGGAGAAGGUUAUUACAACAACGAGGCUCUCACUAAUGCUUCGUAUGUCUCUGAUCUUCCGUGGAUAAAGGCUGGGUAUGCUGGAAUCGUUGGACGGUCUUGCAGAGUAUUCAAGUCUGGUGAUCUUGCACGCUAUGAUCUUAAUGGAAACAUUCAUUUUGUAUCCCGAAAAGAUACUCAAGUCAAGUUGCAUGGUCAGAGAAUUGAGCUCGAAGAAGUACAAUUUCACGUACAGAAAGCUAUGGAAGGCAUGACUGGACCAGUAGUUUCAUGUUUACUGGAUGAUCCAGGAAGCAAGGAACAGAGGCUCGUGGCCUUUAUAAGCAGCAACGAUGCAGCAACCGGAAACGCCUGUGAAAUACUAGUCCCAGGAACCGCCCUUUUGGAAUCUGUACACGCACUUGACGAGAAGUUGGGUGCUGUCCUGCCUAAAUAUAUGCUCCCAUCACUCUACUACUUCAUCAACACAAUUCCACGCACAACCAAUGGCAAGGUGGACAGGAAAAAAUUGGUGCGGCUUGCUCUCGACGCACAACAAAGCCAAGUUUAUCGAGGCAGGCCAGCCCAAGACGGACCACGUCGCACGGCCUCCAGCCCGAUGGAAAUUAAGAUGCAACAACUCUGGUCGGCGGUGCUAGGGGUACCACCUGAGUCUAUUUGGGCGGACGAUAACUUUUUCGAUCUCGAUGGUGAUUCAAUAGGUGCAAUGAGGCUAGUCGCCGCUGCCCGUAGUGAAGGCUAUGAAUUGCGUGUCUCUGAUGUCUUUGAGAGCCCCAGACUUUCACAGCUGGCACCUAAGCUGUUAUCCAAAGUCGCAAAUUACCAAUCUCGACUCAACAUGACUGAUUUUGAACUUCUUGGUGAGUCGGUAAAUAUCACUGCCGUUCGAUCAGAAGCUGCAUCCAGAUGCGCCAUACCAGAUCCAAAUAUGGUCGAGGACAUCUAUCCUUGCACCCCGCUCCAAGAGAGCAUGCUGGCGGCAACCAUCAGGGACCCUAGUGCAUUUAUAAGUAUGCGACUUUAUGGUAUUCCUGAUGAAAUAGACAUUAAGCAGCUACAAUAUGCUUGGAAAACGAUUGUGACUCGGCACCGCAUCCUUCGUACCCGCCUUGUUGACCUCAGUAAUCAUGGUCUGAUUCAGGCUGUGAUCCGUGAAGAACCCCUUUGGAAGACUUAUAAUAGCUUGGGAUCAUUUCUCGAUGGGGCACGAAACAUAACAAUGGGUCCUGGAUCCCGGCUCGUGUGGUGGGCUUUGGUAGGUGAGCCACAACAACGCCGUGUUGUCUGGGUCAUACAUCACACACUCUAUGAUGGCUGGACCUUGUCAAUCAUUGAAGAAGAGAUUAAAAGGGCCUAUCUUGGUCAGAGAUUAGAAGAAGGACAACUUGAUAUGAGACCUCUCAUUAACUAUAUCAUUCAAGAGCCCCAGGAAGCCUCAAUUGCAUUUUGGGGUCAUGAAUUGAGAAACAGCCAGGAAAGCACGGUAUUUCCCUCACUUCCCAAUCACAAUUAUCAGCCAAUGCCCGAUGCAUACUUGGAAACAGAUAUCUCCGUGAAUCUCGCUUUGGCAGGGACGGGCGUAAAUCUCUCCGCAUUCUUCUAUGGCACCUGGGGUAUCUUGGCGUCUCACAUCACAGCAACAAGCAAACUGGCAAUCGGCGCCAUUCUGACUGGACGAAACACGCCGGUAGACGGCAUUGACAGAAUAAUAGGUCCAACUAUCACCACUGUUCCAAUUUUGAUUGAUGUGGAUCCUUCAUUGACUGUAUCAGACUUCAUGGCAAGGCUGGAGCUGAUGACAAUCCGAAGGAUAUCUCACGAACAUCUCGGAGUUCAUAACAUUCGCCAAAUUAGCAGCACGUGUGCUUCUGCAUGCAAUUUUCAGACAGUUUUAGUCAUACAGCCUCCAAGCGCAACAAAUCGUAUCCCCUACAAACACCCAUCAGAUCAGGACAUAGUCAUGGAAGAGUUGGAUGAGACAAAGGUGGAUGGCUUCCCUAAUGGACACGCCGUAUUGAACCAGUAUGGAUUGAUGUUCGAGCUGCUUCCAGUCGGAGACAAGAUGACUGUGCGAGCUAGUUUUGAUUCGAGACUGAUCUCCCAUGCGCAAAUAAACCGGAUGAUAAGACGAUGGGAACAUGUUAUAAAGCAAGUCUCACAUGCUCUCCGCAAACAAGUUGCAGUCAAAGUGGAGGCUAUCGCUUCACUAUGCACAGAGGAUUUGGAAACAAUUUGGAAACUCAACAAAGACUUACCUUGCACUAUCGAGAAUUCUUUCGUUCAUGGCACAAUAUCUGCGAUUGCCCGUCGGCAUCCUGAGGCCCCAGCCAUUGAUGCAUGGGACGGACAACUUACUUACGGUGACCUCGAAACGCUUUCUUCUCGUCUUGCUGAGCGCCUAAUUGAAGCUGGUGUUGGGCCGGGUAAACUUGUACCACUCAUUUUCCGCAAGUCAAUAUGGGCAAAUGUUAGUAUGCUUGGUGUGAUGAAAGCGGGAGGGGCAUUUGUCCCACUUGAUCACCAGCAUCCAGAGGGCCACCUCAGAGCUGUAGUGCAGACUAUUAACACGAACAUCAUACUUUGCUCUGCUGCAACGAGAGACAGAGCUGCUCGGCUCGCGUCUCAUACUAUAAUGGUUGACGAAUCUCUCAGACGAAACAACACCACAACAGUCUUAGCCAGGUCACCCUCUAACGAUGAACGACGCACUUUACAGGGAGGGGAUCUAGCGUAUGCAGUGUUCACAUCCGGUAGUACUGGCGGUGCAAAAGGGGUCAGAAUCAGCCAUACAAAUCUGGCCACAGCAAUACAUUACCAGGUCGGUACUCAGGGAUUCCAUAUCAGCAGUCACACCCGAUCUCUGGACAGCUCUUCAUAUUCCUUUGACGCGUGUAUUUUCAACUUUUUCUAUACUGCCUCACAAGGGGGUUGCUUAUGCGUUCCAAGCGAUGAAGGUCUAAAAGGUGAUCUUGGAGGUUUCAUGGCAGAGUACAGGGUCAAUUGGGCGCAGCUCGUACCGUCAGUUGCUCGUACCAUAAAUCCUGACCGUUUGACUGAUUUAGACACUCUCAUAUUGACAGGAGAGCCUCUAACGCAAGGAGAUAUCGUUACUUGGAGCCAGAAGGUCAAUCUUGUCAAUGUGUAUGGACCGACGGAAUGUACUAUUUUGUGCGCCAUCUCUUCGCAGAUUACUCAUUCUGCCCAAGCAGGAAAUAUAGGUCGAGGUCGAGGAGCAAAUCUUUGGCUCACAGAGAUUGGUAACCCAAACAAGCUUGCCCCCAUUGGAACCACUGGAGAGAUCCUCAUUGAAGGACCAAUCAUUGGUGCUGGAUACCUGGGACCGUAUCAGUAUCCUCUUGUUAAGAACCCUCCCUGGCUUCUCGAGGGUGGAGCCAAUGUCAGUGGCAGGUCAGGGACACUUUUUCGUACAGGUGAUCAAGCACGAUAUGCAGAUGACGGCAGUUUGAUCUUCAUGGGUCGUAUAGGGUCUGAAAUCAAGAUUAGGGGACAGAAAGUAGAUUUGAUCGCUAUUGAAGAUAUCAUGCGACGAUAUAUUCCUACAGAUCUGGAAAUUGUCGCUGAUAUAGUACACUUGCACCUGAAUCAGGCAGACCAAGACAGGCAAAUGCUAUUAGCAUUCGUGAGUGGAACCUGUUCCACCACGGAUGAACUUCAAUCGAAGCUGCACGCCUUGGUACCAGCCCUUAGAGUCGCAAUGGAUGCGGAGCUACCGUCUUACUUACAGCCUGAGGCAUUUGUUCCUCUUCCAACUAUCCCAAGGACUAGUUCAGGAAAAACUGAUCGUCGGCGUUUGAAGGAUAUAGGACAACAACUCCGUCUACAGCAGCUACUCUGGAUCCAAGGCGACACGCUAAAAACAUCAUCUAGCAUGCCGUCUACUGAGGAGGAACAGGUACUGGCAACUAUUUGGGGUGAGCUACUUGGGCUCGACUAUAGUUCAAUCACACGAGAAGACGACUUUUUCAAGCUGGGUGGGGAUUCACUUGGGGUCAUGCGACUGACUACCAGAGCUCACGAGCGUGGUCUCCUGCUGAAACCGAGUGACAUCUUUCAAGACUCCAACCUUGCUACAAUGGCACGGAAGAUGACCCUGUUAUCUGGACUUGCCAGGGGAAUUGAGACUUAUCGUCCGUACAGCCUCGUUCCCGAUAUAACAGACGUGAAAUCUUUCAUCAAGAAUUGUGUCGAGCCUUCGUUGGGAGUUGAGGCCGAUCAAGUGGAAGACAUUAUUCCAACCAAUGGAUUUCAAAUCGAUUACAUGAACGACAAAAACGAGCCGCUUGGCCUCCAAUAUUGCUACCUCGACAUUGGUCCCGAUGUUUCGUGGCCAAAGCUCAAAGAUGCGUGCCGAGCUGUUGUGCAGGCCUUUGAAUGUCUUAGAGCUCGCUUUGUUUACCACCAAGGAAAAUACUACCAAGUUAUUCUUCAGGAUGCGCCAUUGUUAACUGAGGAGAUCUUCACCACUGAACAGGUGACCACAUUUUCCAAUCGCUACUGUCCUGCUGAUGGCCAGCGGGCUACUGUCAACGACAUUUUCACCAAGCUGACUCUCGUGGAUACAGGCGCCAACCGGCGGCGCGUCAUCUUGAGAAUGUCACAUAUGCAGUACGAUGGAUGGUGUACAAUACACAUCUUCAGGGCAAUCGCAACUCUCUUCAAUGGAGGUCAGCUCUCAAAAACGCUCAAAUGGACCGAAUUGUUACAAUAUCGUCAAAGGAUGGCAGACGAUUCCCGCAAAUACUGGCGUGCAUUAUUGCAGGGUACAUCUCAACCUACUCCUCCACUAUUGUACAAACCUAGUACUGGCAAAGAACGUACGCUCAGAACCCAUGCGCUGCCAUAUUUCCAUGCCUCAAGUGACAACAAACGUACACGACCGACUGUUGUGGUCAAUGUAGCUUGGGCUCUCGUCCUCCAACAGCUGGCGGGACAUAGCGAUAUUGUCUUUGGCAAUGUCACAACAGGACGCAACGGUCCCCUGCCCGGCCUUGACUCGGUUAUUGGACCAAGCGUGAAUAUGCUACCCAUGAGACUAUGUCUACCCGCUGAAAAUAAUGACGUGGGGACUAGAAAACAAUAUCUGCGUGACCUUGUCGAGGCUUCUGCACAACAGGUAGAUGAACGCACCACUUUCGAGGGUCUCGACUGGGAAGACACUGUCGAUCGGUGCACAAGUUGGCCAUCUGGAUCACGGUACUCGUCUGCUGUGCAUUUCCGAAAUAUGGCUUUCGAACCUGAGUUGCCCCUGGGAAGCGACGGCGUCGUCAUUGUCUGGCAUGAGCUCAAAGCUACUCCACACUGGACUACAGUCUUGGUGUACCCUGAGAAUGACGUGUUGCGGCUUUGGCUACUUGCUAAUCCUGCUGAGAUAGGUGAUGAUGGUGCUGAUGAGAUAUUGCAUAUGCUGGCAAGUUAUGUGGACGAAAUUGUAGAAGCAUUGCGGCGGUGAUGGCGAUGAGCACAUAGAAUAUACAUUUCUUCUUGUCGUCUAUUUACGAGGUCAGGAGUUAGACCUUAUCGAGGUUGCAUUGUUUAUUUGAUACGAAUCCAAUGUUGGGAAUACUUUCGUAAAAACACACACAUUGCAUUGCAUCUGAGACUACUAGACCGCAUUGCCGUUUGAUUUAUAUGUACAUUACAAAGUUCCAGUUACAACAUUACA